GUUAACAAAACAGCUGACUAUUUUUUGCUCACAUUCAUGUUUUUUCGCCGCGGUGUAGAGUUAAUGUCAAACUUUGUUUACGUUUGGUUAAUGUAUGCAAAAUGUCAAAGUUUGUUUAUAUUUUUAAUUUGACAUUUAAAAGUGUGCUUUUAAAAGUAAAACUAAAUUUAUAAUCAAAUUGUGAAAAAUUCAGCCUCUUCGCCGUGUUAACAUUCUACAAUGAAUGUGCUCUGAAAUAGAAGAAGGAAAAUUUAUGGAAAAUAUUUCAAAGAAAAAUUAUAAACAUAAACAAAAACGAAAAAAAAAAAUACAAAAAUAAUAAUAAUUAAAAACACUUAUUUAAAUGGAUACCAAUGUAAUUAUAAUAAAUGAAGUUAAAAAACAUGAUUGUCUCUACAACAAACAAUCAGAAUCAUAUAAAGACUUUGUUUACAAGAAUUCUUUGUGGAGUAAAAUUGGCAGUGGUCUUGGAUUACCGGCUGAAAAAGUCAAGAAAAAAUUUCGGAAUUUACGUGAUGCCUACACGAAGUACAAAAAAUUUGUGGAGAAACCAGAGAGUGAUAUCUUACGCAAACCUUAUAAAUAUGCUCAACAUCUAACUUUUUUAGAUGAACUAAACACAGCAGAAUUUUCUCUAGAUAUAUCUGCUGAAUACUGUAGCGAUUUAGAAGAUACAUUUUUUAAAAAAAGAAGAUUGGAAUCUGAAUAUUUUGAAGAAUCAUCACAGGAUCCAUUUGAAUUAAUAGAUAACACUGCCAAUUCAACUAAAGAUUUCCAAAUAAGUGAGAGGAGCAUUAAGUGUAAACGCUUUACCCGUGAACACAGUCCUCAAAAUAGUGAAAUAGUGAGCACAACUAAAAGAAAAACUAAACAAAAGACGAAAAACUGUACAAUGCAAUUAUUUCAAUGUUUGGCUAAUAAAUUGACCGAAGCAAAUUUAACGGAGGAACAAAAAAAUAUUAUUGAAUGUUCAGUUUGUAGGCUGGUUUAUUCGAAAAUAAUUGAAUAUACAAAAGAUAGUGCUAGUAGUUUAUAAUUUUUUAGUAAUAUAGAAUAAUUUUUAACGUUUUUAAAAGGGUUUUAGAAGUAUAGGCUUCUUCAAUCUCCAUAUUUUAUGAAUUAAUGUAAUCUUUUGUUGAAUUUGUUAAGAAAUUAUUAAUAUUUAUAAGUUUCUCUAGAAUAAGAAAAUUGGAAAAUAAAAAUUGUAUAA
This is a messenger RNA of Lucilia sericata (common green bottle fly), 1210 nucleotides long. RefSeq lists its product as uncharacterized. Gene Ontology annotation, biological process: regulation of transcription by RNA polymerase II. The coding region runs from base 344 to 1036 and encodes 230 amino acids. Gene Ontology annotation, cellular component: transcription regulator complex; nucleus. The transcript is spliced from 4 exons. NCBI's taxonomy places the organism in Eukaryota, Metazoa, Arthropoda, Insecta, Diptera, Calliphoridae. The record is from RefSeq and is a predicted model, not a curated record.